AUGAUGUUGAGUCUUAUCCACACCUUCCUGAACCUCUCAGCUCCCCCAUUCACCUUCUUCUCCCUUUUGCUUCUCCUCCCGCCGCUUUAUUUCUUGAAGUUGUUCACCUCUCUCUUGAGCACCAUCUUCAGCGAAAAUGUAUCCGGCAAGGUCGUCCUCAUCACCGGUGCCUCCUCCGGUAUCGGCGAGCACUUGGCUUAUGAGUAUGCAAGGAGAGGGGCACGGUUGGCCCUAGUUGGCAGGAGAGAAAACGCACUAAGGGAAGUCGUUGAUCGAGCAGCUCAGUGUGGUUCUCCUGAUGUUAUUAUGAUUGGGGCUGAUGUUUCAAAGGCUGAGGACUGCAAGAGACUUGUUGAUGAAACUAUCAACCACUUCGGAAGGUUGGAUCAUCUGGUGAAUAAUGCUGGGAUCACUGCCUGCUGCAUGUUGGAAGAUUGCACCGAUAUCACUAACUUCAGAUCUGUAAUGGAUACAAAUUUCUGGGGAUCUGUGUAUGUUACUCAUUUUGCAGCUCCACACCUCAGAGACUGUAAAGGUAGAAUCGUGGCUAUAUCUUCCGUUAAUGCAUGGUUGCCUGUGCCAAGGAUGGGCAUAUAUAAUGCAAGUAAAGCAGCUGUGUUGAGCAUGUUUGAGACACUCCGGGUUGAGCUUGGGCCAGAAGUUUAUAUAACAAUUGUCACUCCCGGAUACAUAGAGUCCGAGAUGAACAAAGGCAAAUACUUAUCUACCGAAGGCAGGAUGACGGUAGAUCAAGAAAUGCGGGAUGUUCAAGUAAUUAUUCCAGUUGAAAGAGUGGAAGACUGCGCAAAUGCGAUUGUGAACGGUGUUUGUCGUGGUCAAAGGUGCUUGACAGAGCCAGCAUGGUAUAAAGCCAUAUAUAUGUGGAAGGUGUUCUGUCCUGAGCUACUUGAAUGGGGUUACAGAUUUUUGUACAUGGCUAGGCCUGGGGCUCCAGCUAAAGAAGCACCUGGCAAAAAAAUCUUGGACUACACUGGCGUGAAGAAUGUCUUGUACCCCGAGUCUCUCCACAACCCUGAGAUCAAGACGGACUGA
Argentina anserina (silverweed cinquefoil) is the source of this 1053-nucleotide messenger RNA. Its product is annotated as 11-beta-hydroxysteroid dehydrogenase A-like. Gene Ontology annotation, molecular function: 17-beta-hydroxysteroid dehydrogenase (NADP+) activity. The transcript has 6 exons. Bases 1 to 1053 code for a protein of 350 amino acids. Gene Ontology annotation, cellular component: cytosol. Gene Ontology annotation, biological process: steroid metabolic process. Lineage: Eukaryota; Viridiplantae; Streptophyta; Magnoliopsida; Rosales; Rosaceae. The record is from RefSeq and is a predicted model, not a curated record.